AUGAGCUAAGAAAUAAGUUAGCAAUAAGAUAUUCUUACAAUGGCUGUUGAAGCAAACGCAAGUAUUGCAAUUUAAUCAGGUUUAGCGUUAGCACAAAAGGCAAUUCAACUUGAGCAGGAAAAAAACUGUGAAGCCUUGGCUAUUGAUUUUUUUAAGAAAGCUAUCAUCAUUUUAGAAUAAGAAAUAAUUUACUGCAAAGGCUAGUUUUAAACUGUCCUUCAAACUUUGAUUUUUAGCUACUAAAAUAGGUGCAAAUCUCUUUCGUUAUAAAAGUAAAAGAGAGAACUAAUUGAAAUGGAGAAUCAUUUGGAAACUUUCGAUAUCAUGGACCCAUACAGCAUUUAUCCAAUAAAAAAAUCUGACUUAUUAAAUAUAGAGGGAGAUAGUAGAUUUAAUCCUUUUCUUUGCUAUUAAUAAGGAGCUAACAGCUAACAAAUUUCUUUAGAAACUCUAUUAAAUGUUGUAGAAGAGUUUGAAAAGAUAGAAAUGAAUAUAAAACUACUCUUUACCAGUAUGCAUUAAGGAGUAUAAUUAACUAAGAGACUAUUUAUUACUCCUUUGAUAUGGUAUAUGCCAAUAGAAGAAACAGAAAUACUUAAAGAAAAACAAGCUGUUAUGCAUGAAUUAGGUUAUAAUAUUGAAUAAAUCUUAGUUAUGAAUAAGUAUAGUCCGAGCUAUGAGUUUUUUGGUAGUGUAAAGUCAUUGCGUGAAUAUUGUUAGAGUGUUUAUAAAAAUAAAAAAUACUUAAUAGAAGAAAAUAUACAAUUUUUAAACCCUAAUAAAAAUUCUAAUAGUAAUCCCAACAGCUAAAAUAACCAGAUUAAUGGCAACAUCGUUAACAAUAAUGCCAAUAGUAGUAGCAGUAAUAAUAUAAGCUUACUUUCUAAUGAUCAGCUUGGAUCAAACUAACAAAAUACUUUACAAUCUAAACUUAACAAUAAGUUUGACCAAUAUAAAAACACAUUCUUAAAAAAGUUUAAGAAGAUUUUAAAAACAGAAAAUGAAGAAAAGCAAUAAAUAGACUAUUACCACUAAUUCGUGAUAAAAAUAAUUCUAAAUGACCUCUACGUAAAAUACAAUCAAUAUAUAAGCUAUUCAAAAAAAAAGUAAUCCUGA
Tetrahymena thermophila SB210 is the source of this 1116-nucleotide messenger RNA. RefSeq lists its product as hypothetical. NCBI's taxonomy places the organism in Eukaryota, Ciliophora, Oligohymenophorea, Hymenostomatida, Tetrahymenidae. The transcript is spliced from 2 exons. The record is from RefSeq and is a predicted model, not a curated record.